Molecule: messenger RNA, 2504 nt
Organism: Xenopus tropicalis (tropical clawed frog)
Lineage: Eukaryota; Metazoa; Chordata; Amphibia; Anura; Pipidae
Gene: cdkl2
Product: cyclin dependent kinase like 2
Exons: 13
Coding region: 492-2189 (565 amino acids)
Biological process (GO): regulation of cell cycle
Cellular component (GO): nucleus; cytoplasm
Molecular function (GO): nucleotide binding; cyclin-dependent protein serine/threonine kinase activity; ATP binding
Source: RefSeq, a predicted model, not a curated record
UCGCGUGUCUGUGUGGCUGUUCUUGUUUUUCUGCCUGGAGUUGAGCAUGAAUGCAGCCCAGCUCCCUUAUUCCCUGUGUGUAUUUCCUGCAGGGGGCAGUUGCUUAGGUGACCAGCAUUCCCCCAGCUCUUCGAGAAGCACACACAAAGCUGUCUGGUUACUGUUCCUCACUAUUGUUUACAGGGAAGAGUUACAAAGCUAAGAGAAGCCAUUUAGAACUGAUACGCACACAUUCAAUACUGCUAAUUAUUUAACAACAUAUAUUUUUGUGUACAUAUAUGUUUAUAUAUUGUGCACGUGUGUGUAUGGAUGCAUUCUUCCCCUGUUUUUUUUCAAGGCAAGUCUAAUUCUGCGAACAAAGCUGAGGAUGUAAAUCUAUCAUGUGCCGACAGUGGAUGCCUCCUUUGCUUUCAGAGAGUGAAUACAGAACACUGAUGCCUUUUAUCGCCAAUUAAGUAGUACUCAAUGUGAAGAUUUUGGCACCAAUCAAAAUGGAGAAAUAUGAAAAUCUGGGGCUUGUAGGAGAGGGGAGCUAUGGAAUGGUUAUGAAGUGCAGAAACAAGGAGAAUGGGAGAAUUGUGGCUGUCAAGAAAUUUCUUGAAAGUGAAGAUGACAAGAUGGUUAAAAAGAUUGCAAUGAGGGAGAUCAAAUUGCUCAAGCAACUACGACAUGAAAACCUGGUAAAUCUCCUGGAGGUGUGCAAGAAGAAGAAGCGCUGGUAUCUAGUGUUUGAAUUUGUUGAUCGCACUGUAUUGGAUGACCUGGAACAAUUCCCUAAUGGGCUAGACUUCAGCAAAGUGCGAAAGUAUUUAUUUCAGAUCAUAAGAGGAAUAGGGUUUUGCCACAGUCACAAUAUUAUCCAUCGUGACAUAAAGCCUGAAAACAUUUUAGUAUCACACUCUGGGAUUGUAAAGCUAUGUGAUUUCGGAUUUGCACGAACCUUGGCUGGACCUGGUGAAGAUUACACAGAUUAUGUGGCAACAAGAUGGUACAGGGCACCAGAGCUCUUGGUGGGAGACAUCAAGUAUGGCAAAGCAGUUGAUGUAUGGGCUAUUGGCUGCAUAGUGACUGAAAUGCUUACAGCACAACCACUUUUUCCCGGUGAUUCUGAUAUUGAUCAAUUACACCAUAUUGUUAAGUGUCAAGGUAACCUAACACCAAGGCAUCAGGAGUUGUUCUACAGAAACCCUAUGUUUGCAGGUUUUUCUUUGCCAGACAUGAAAGAAGCUGAAUCCCUUGAAUGGAGAUAUCCAAAACUCUCUCCAAUAAUGUUAGAUUUAGCUAAGAGCUGCUUGCAUAUUGAUCCAGACAAGCGGCCGGCCUGCAUGACCCUGUUACUGCAUGAACUUUUUACAAAAGACAGUUUCUCUGAAAGAUUCUCCCAGGAAAUCAGAGCAAAAUUGCAAAACCUUCCCAAAGACAACUCUUUGCAAUCCAAAAAACUAAAAAACCACAAAAAGGAAAAAGAAGAUUAUGCAAUAGAAAAUAAGACUACAGCAUUCCAGGAAUGCAACUUUGACUCGAAAAUAAAAGAGAUAAAACCCACAAAAGUGAAAAUAAUAAAAACUGAUAUGGAGAAGAGUGAGAAGAGCGACGCAUUUUCCAACAGCUUUUACAGUAGCAGCACGAACCAGAAUAAAAUUGCAUCGCACGUUGCAUUAAAAGAGACUAGUAACAGUCUGGAUCUUCACAAAAGUGCUGGGAUAAUUCCGCUAAUUAACUACAACUUAACUGCCAUAUCCCCAUAUAUGAACUCCAAUGCAAGCACUGUCUCUGGCAUAGGGCAUGGUAAUUUCAGGGGAGAAGAUAAAAGUAAACUGUAUAGCAAUUCCUUAAAGAAAAGUGGAAAACCUGCCACAGGAAGUCAUUAUAAUCAGAAUUUAGCACCUCUGGUUGACAAGAGUCCUCUACAAAGAAGCAAGAAAAGAUGGGACUUUUCUAAGGCUGAGAUGCGGUUACCAGAGCUUCACUACAGUCAUUUACCAGAACUAAAAGGCACAGAUUGUGGGACACUUUUUUGUGCUCAAAGUUCUAAGCUGACAAAGAAGGAUAGCAGGCCAGUACACGAACCCCGAAUUCCAUCUCUUGCCAUAAGUGAGCCUUACAAUGCAAGCAUGGCCUUGCCACAGGUUUUAGGAAACUCAUUGCAAGAGACGCCAGAUGCAAAUUUCCCUCCAGUGGAGCACUAGUGAAAAAAAAAAAAUUACAAAUGAUAUUUUCUACCAGUGGUAGAAUUAAGCACUAGGAACUCAGUUCAGAGUUAAAGGAUGGCCCUCCAAAGUAUAUUAUACAGAUAUCUGGCCUGUAUUAAAGUCAUAAAAAGUAGGGUAUCAUGGUCUCAGUGACUGUCACUGCAAUCCAACUCAAUACUGUUAUUUGUUGCAAGAUUAAAAAGCAGUAUGCUAUGCCUAUUAGGUCUGAUAUCUUGUAUCAGUAAAUCUCAUUCUGGGCACAACAUGUUGUAGCUUUAUUGUUCUGGUUUUAAUAAAAACAUAUAACAGUAA